Diuraphis noxia (Russian wheat aphid) is the source of this 1008-nucleotide messenger RNA. RefSeq lists its product as uncharacterized. The record is from RefSeq and is a predicted model, not a curated record. NCBI's taxonomy places the organism in Eukaryota, Metazoa, Arthropoda, Insecta, Hemiptera, Aphididae.
AUGUUUGAAUUAAAUCCAUUUUUGUCUCAUUUAAAAGCAAAAUGCGACAGUUUGUCCAACAUGAGCAUAACGGUUCCCGUAGCCGUGGCGUCCGGCGAUUCGGCCAAGAUGACGUGCACCUACGAUCUAGAAUCAGAUCCACUGUACACUGUCAAGUGGUACAAAGGUCGUCAGGAGUUCUUCAGGUACGUGCCGAAGGAACUGCCACACACCAGAGUUUUCCCGUGGCCCGGCAUAAACGUGGACGUUAGCCAAUCAGGACCUAAUCAAGUGGUAUUACGAGACGUAAAAAGACACUUGUCAGGAAAAUACCGAUGUGAGGUAUCAGCUGACGCACCGUCAUUUCACACGAAAAUCGUGUCCUCAUGGAUGCACGUUGUCUACCCACCUGUCGGACAACCCGUGCUGUCGCUGGAGAAACGRCACUACACCAUUGGAGACACGUUGAAAGGCAACUGCACGUCACCGCCAUCAAGUCCGCCGUCCAACGUCACGUGGUACUUAAACGAUAAAUGGAUGAAUUCGAGUUACGGCCGGUCUUCAUCGUCCGGUCUGGCGGCAUCAGACGACGCGUGGCGGUCGACGAACACGGUGGGACUUAAGCUGGAGGUGAACAGUUUCAAAGUGGGCAAGAUGCGUAUCCGGUGCGUGGCUGAGCUGUACGGAGUGUUCAAAACGUCGGCCGAGACGGUGCUGGACGAGGAGAAACCUCGCUUGGCUUCGAUUCUGGGCACGUUUUCGUCUACAGGUGCAUCACACACGUCUUCUUAUUUUUUAUUGAUUGUGAUAUUGGUCAGCGCAUGGAUGAGAUAACCAUAUAAAAAUCCAAAACCUGAAUACAAAAUAAACGACCGCAUUAGUGAUUUCGUUGAUUUUCGUUUUAUGUAAAUUUAUAACAUUUUUAAGACGCGUUAUUUUGGAAUCCAAAAACUAUCUUCGUAUAAAUAUUUAUGUAUUAUGUUGUAUAUAUAGAAAGAUUUUAGAAAAAAAAAUAAACCAUAGACUAUU